AUGCCCAGCGGCGUCAGUGCAGGCAGCUCCUCCUUGCCCUCGUCCUUCUCGUCCAGCGAGCACAAGAGCGACUCGAGCUCCGUCAACAGCCAAGUGCUGCUGCCGCAACCGUCGAGCGCAAUCCCGCCGGCGACAGCCGACCAAGUGAUCGAGCUCUCCGUGUCGUCCGAGGAGCUCGCGAACUGGAGACGCAGACACCAGCAAGCUCAAGCGGAACCCAUGCCAUGGCCCGGUCGCACGCGCAGCGUCUUGCGUCGGUACUCGCCGUUGGUCCCACCUGCGGCGUUGCUCAUCGCGUUGGUGGUGCUGCUGGUGCAAGACCUCGCGAACGCUGACUCAUCGGAUUUGCCUCGUGAUAGCUCCACCGUAACGGUGAUGCACUGGAGCACGUGCGAGCUGGACAACGUCGUCGCCAAUGCCUACAACCUAUCGGCGCAGUGCGCAACAGUGACGCUGCCGCUGUGCUACGAGGGCGUCUGCGAGACUGAAGACAGCAACGCCAACAUCAGCGUGUCCUUCAAGCGGAUUCCUGCUAUCGGAGCUAGCGCCACCAGCGUUAGCGCGCAAACCGUUUGGUAUCUCGCUGAUCGACCGGACCUGCAAACCCGCGAAGAGGCCGAGUUGCAGAUGACGCUCCUGUACGAGGAGCUCCGCGGCGAGGUGGACAUUUACACGCUGUACUUACGGGGAACAGGGAACAGCACUGCGUUGAGUUGCAACGCAUCGGAUGGAUUGCCGUUGCAGUCGGCCAUUUUUGCGAGGAAUGGCGGCGUCUUGGAUUCCAGCGACGUCCAGGACUGCGUCAGUCGGCUACAAGAACUAGGGUACACAGUUCUCGGCGCGUUUUCGCUUGCCUGUGCUUCUCGAGAUGUCGAGGAGAUCAUCACCCAGUUUCAGCCCGAUGCAGAAGCCGUGGUCUACGCUCUUGGUUAUGGCACACUUGUAGCCCAGCAGCUCAUGCAACGUGGAGUCUCGCAGAUCGUUGGCUACGCUGUAGACGGAGCACUAGGAACAUCCGCAGCAACUUCGCCAUCUUACCAAGUGUCCAGAAGUGAUGAAGCCUUUGGAGAGGUGGCCGCCGAUUUCAUCACAUGGUGUCAAUCUGACGCAAAUUGCUCCAGUAUGUUUUCCGACGUAAGCGCUACCACGACGCUCGACACCACACUUGUAGAGGUGUAUACUCGCCUUGACGCUGAUCCCGCCUCCCUGUGCUCCAGAGUUCUACUGGAUGCGGAUACAAGUGGAAACACAAACUCCGCUACGAACAGCACGACGCCGCCAUCUUUACUGCUGCGCCAAUUGCUCGGACUGAUGAUGGAAAGCACGACUCUAUGGCCGUUUAUACCAGUAAUGGCAUACCGCUUCCACCGGUGCGGAUCUGAAGACCUCGCAGUGCUUACGGAGUUUGUAAACAACACAUUUGAGACCGACGACGGCAACGAAGACACACCAGAUCUGCUAUAUGCCAUCCAGGCUUUCAGCGAGCUGUGGGAAGCACCGUCACCGAACCAGGGAGAGCUCACGGAGCGGUUCGCUGGCGCAACGAUCAGUUCCGGUCGGGUGUAUACGCAAUUGCAGGCCUACUGCUUAUUCACCGGUGAUAAUUCAUCCGAUGCCUGCUCAAACGCCUUAGCUUCAGCGUCGAAUUCCUCGGUGGUCGGAGACACGCUCUCGUACACGACGACUAACUUGACGAACGCCAGCGCAACCGCGAUUUCCCCCGACUCAAGUGUACUUAUACUCAGCGGAGGGCUUGACGUGAUUUCACCUCCCAAGUACGCAACUGCGGUUUUUGAUGCGCUUCAGACAGAUAGCAAGGCCCUGCUUGUGGUCCCCAAUGGCACGCAUGACGUGAUCCAGACGGCCCUGCUAUCGAACGGCACUGCAUGCGCCCGCCGCGUAUUGGCAUCCUACGUGCGGAGUUCGGGUAACUUAAGCGCAUACGAUGCGUCUUGCAUGGCCGACCUGCCCGUGUCGAGCCUGGCGAUCUCCAACACGUCGAGUCUGCUGGUGCUCGGCGUGGAGGACGCGUACGAUGGCGUUCUCGUGGCCACAAACAGCAGCAGCAGUAGUACCAGUGGCGGAAGCAACGGCAGCAGCGGAAGUUUGGAAAGUGCCGGAUCCUCGGGCUCAGCUCUUGAUGAGCUAAACCGACGUAUCUCGGCGCUGGAAAGCUCCCGAGAUCGCUACAAGAUGACGCUUAUCGUGGUGGCGAGUGUGCUGGGGGCUUUGAUCAUCGGCAGUGCGGUUACUAUGAUUUGCCGGCGUCACCGCAAGCAACAGCUCGCCAGUGAGGAGGCCAUGCUGAGACGUAUGCGUGGCGACGAGGAGGACGAGGUGGAGCUGAUGCGCAGUAUUUACCUGCUCUCCAGCUCCCCCAGCAGCGGCAGACGGACGGAGGCCGCGCUACCACAAUGA
Molecule: messenger RNA, 2418 nt
Organism: Phytophthora sojae
Lineage: Eukaryota; Oomycota; Peronosporomycetes; Peronosporales; Peronosporaceae
Exons: 1
Coding region: 1-2418 (805 amino acids)
Source: RefSeq, a predicted model, not a curated record